UAACCGCGGCAUAAAACCCUUGGAGUGGUCGACAAAGGCUCCGUUUCAUCAAGCGCGACUUUAGAAUAUGGCGAAAAUUUUCACUGUCAGCCUCCUGGCGCUAUGCGCACUGGUCUUACCUACACACGGGCAACAAGCGGAACCGUUAUCGGCGAGCAUAAAAACAGGAAGCGGAGGUUCCGGAUCUCAAAACCCGGAUCCACAGUGGCUCCCAGGGCCAGGCAGUGCUCCACGUUCCAGAAGACGUUGCCCACGUGGUAAAGUCUACAAGGAGUGCGUGAGCAGUACAUGUGGCGAGUACAAGUGCAAGCACCUUUAUCGAUUUCGUGAGAGAAAAUGCACAGCUGACUGCCGGUCGGGAUGCUUCUGUGCCUGGCCCUUCUUCAAGAACAAUGACGGACGCUGCGUGCCAUUCUGGCAGUGCUAUACUUACACAUUCGGCAGAUGGCUUGGACGACGUCCCUCGGCUGGCAUGGACCAAGGGACUGCGCAGCCUGGCAGUUCGGGCUCAGCGUCUAGACCUGGUACAAAGGGUGCAGUGUCAGGACCGCAGCUUGGAGGCUCCACUAGCGUGGUUAACCAAUUGCCAGGUGGGUCAGACCAAUUGGCUGGUCCGUUACCUGGUAGCUCACCUACCGUACCUGGCUGGCAGCCUCAAGGCGACUGGGGCAGCACGAAUGGCUUGGAGAAUGGAGGUUGGAGCUAUGGGCCUAACGAAUACCUUGCUAAUGUUUGGGGCGUGCCGACGUCCGGAUAUCCCGAUCAGUGGAACUUCGGAAAUAACAAUGUAGGUUCUGGAACUACCAGCGGGAACUUCAUAGGUAGAAACAGUGGCCCCGGAAUCGGCCAUGGGGGCGUCGGAAAUGGCAUUAGCGACGUCGGAAGCGGAAACGGGGGCUUUGGAAGUGCCACCGCGGGGCUCGCCAAUGGCAAUCCUGGCUUAGCAAGUGGCGUUGGUGACGUCGGAAAUAGCAUUGGUGGCAUCGGAAGCGGCGGAUUCGGAAGAGAGAGCAUGGGCUUGGCAGGUGGCAACACUGGCUUCGGAAGUGGCGACGCGGGCUUCAUAAGCAGUGGCCUCGGAACUGGCUCGGCUGGUUUCACAAGUAGCAACGGGGUCUUCGGAACUGGCAACAUUACCCCAGGCACUGCCAGAGGGCUUGCAUAGACUAGCUGUUUCGAGUGCCUAUUCCCUUCAGCC
Rhipicephalus sanguineus (brown dog tick) is the source of this 1198-nucleotide messenger RNA. RefSeq lists its product as uncharacterized. The record is from RefSeq and is a predicted model, not a curated record. The coding region runs from base 68 to 1165 and encodes 365 amino acids. Lineage: Eukaryota; Metazoa; Arthropoda; Arachnida; Ixodida; Ixodidae. The transcript has 2 exons.